This is a messenger RNA of Pocillopora damicornis (cauliflower coral), 2030 nucleotides long. Its product is annotated as peroxisomal membrane protein PEX14. Lineage: Eukaryota; Metazoa; Cnidaria; Anthozoa; Scleractinia; Pocilloporidae. Gene Ontology annotation, molecular function: signaling receptor binding. Gene Ontology annotation, biological process: protein import into peroxisome matrix, docking. Gene Ontology annotation, cellular component: peroxisomal membrane; peroxisomal importomer complex. The record is from RefSeq and is a predicted model, not a curated record.
UCAGUUUUAUCCAAUGACUACUUAGUUUAGAAAUCAAGCACUGGAUAAGAGAAAGAGUGUCAAGAUGGCGUCUGAGCUUGAUGACGCUGCUGUGGAUAAAGAUAAAGAAUUGCGACAGAAAAGGAUCAACACUGCAGUGAAGUUUCUUCAAAAUCCGAAAGUAAGGGAAACUCCAGUGUCAGCACGUAAAGCGUUUCUUGAGAAGAAAGGAUUGUCCAAAGAUGAAAUAGAAGAAGCGCUUAGAAUAUCAGGAACAGCAACUGAUGAGAUAUCAGGGCCAUCAAAUCCCCCACCUCCAUCUCCAAGAGGUACCAAGGUUCCACCUUCAGGUCACGCCUCAGGGCUGCCUCUACCUCCAAUGCCAUGGAGAAGUUAUGUUGGAGCUGCCAUCUUAGGAGGAGGAAUUGGAUAUACACUAGCUCAUCUUUUCAAGACAUUUGUUCUGCCAUACUUUUACCACACAAAAAGUAAAGAGGAAGAGAAACUGGAGAAAAUAGAAACUACUGUGACAGAACUAAAAGGCAACAUGGAAGGGAGAGUACAAAAAAGCUUGGAAUCUGUGGAGGGUCUUCUUGAGCAACAGCAAAACAAACUUCAAAGUUUAGCUCUUGACCUAGCUUCCACUCAGUCUAAGGUGGCCCUGUUACCAUCUGAAAGUUAUACUGUUGGGGAUUUGAAAGGGGAGAUUCUUUCUCUGAAAGGUCUUCUCCUGAACAGGAAACAGUUCCCAUCUCCAGUGAUGGGCUCCACCCCAGGUGCUCCAAGCAUUCCAGCAUGGCAACGGGCUGUUACUUCAACAGAACGAACAAGGACAACUUCUUCCUUAGCUGACUCAUCUGAAAUGCCUGUUUCCACUGAGUCAUCAGACAGCAAAGAGUUGUCCAAAGUUUCUUCUUUUGAGCAAAGCGCUAUGAAUGGUGAGUUAUCCAAACAUUUUGACAGUGUUGAAAAAGGGGCUAGUAUAGAAACACAUGACGUUGUGACUUUAGAGGAUAGUCCUGCCAACCAAAGUGGUACAUCUAGUAGUGGAACCGAAUCUGCCACCACACCCAAGACUGUAGUUGCAGCAAAUGAGUUAAGUCUCAAUGAUGCCAUGCUUAAUGACACAAGUGUUAUUAGUUCAGAUGGAAGCCUUUCCUCAAUGUCAGAUUUAUCAGGGAAUACUUCUUUCCAUGAAAAAUCUAUUGCAUUUUCCUCCACUUGCAUCAAGGCUCCGUCUGAUCUGGCUUUGCGUUCAGAUUCAACUGUUGAAUUUGGGGAAGGUGUAAAUGACUCAGCUGGUGUCACGACUGCGCAAUAGGGAUUCAUUGUGGAAGUGACAACUCCAUCUUUGGAAGUGAGUCGCAGAUAGGGGCUUCUAACAGAGUGAUUGUGGAGCCUACAAGUAACUUUAUCAAAGUGAAAAUCAUGGCAGAUGACAUUUGAUCAUGUUCUGGAGAAGGUCUUUAUCAGCAUCUGGAGGGAAAUUUUGGUAUGAUUCAACUGAAAACAAGCUGGUCUGAAAUUUUUGGACAGCAAGUUUGGGUCUCAUCCUGAAUAUUAGUAAAGAAACUACAAUGUGGAUCUACAGCUUUAGUAAGCCAUAACACCCAAAAAUGGAAACUUGUACUGAGCUGGUUGGAGGGUGUUUUAGUUUGGUUCUAGUUAUGUUCACAUGAACUGAUGUGAGCCAUAACCAUUCAGUUUGGUGCUUGGAGGGGGGUGGAAGGGGACAGGGUUUACUUGAUCAAUGUUAGCAUACAGGAAUUGCUGCCAUGAGCUUGAAACAUUAAACUCUAAAUUUAGAGUUUAGGACAGGUGCUGAAUGACUCUUUUGUCAAAAGAUUGUCCUAAAACAUUUUUUGAAAAAACAUCUCUUUUCAUAAAACAUCUAUCAGGUCAUUCUGUGUCAACAAUCCUCAAACUAUACCAUGUUUGAAUUCCAUGUGGGAGUAGUCCCUUUAUUUACAACAUGGAUAUUACUGUUGUUAUUAUAAUGUACAAGAUGAGAUUCCCAGUAUGAGAACUCAAUAAAAGUUGAUUUUGAUGUA